UUUUAUUUUUUUAAGUAUAAAGUAUUAUACAAUAUAUUUUUUUUUUAUAAAUAUUUAAUUAUCUUUACCUUUUUGGAAGUCCACGUUUUAAACGCAAUCAGACGAAUUUAAAUUUGAAGAGAUAUGGGUAUUCAAGGGCUGAUACCACUUUUAGAAAAAUCAUGGAGGACCGUUAAUGUGUCGGAGUUUUCCGGAUGUACUGUGGCCAUCGAUGCGUAUUGCUGGUUACACAAAGGUGUAUACACUUGUGCUGAGAAAUUGGCAAGAGGAGAAGAUUGUCAAGCGUAUGUAUACUAUUGUAUGCGAUUUGUGUCUAUGUUGUUGGAUCAAAAUAUUAAACCAAUUUUAGUUUUUGAUGGACAACAUUUACCUGCUAAAGCUGAUACUGAAGCAAAACGGCGAAAAUUAAGAGAACAAAAUCGAAAGAAAGCAGCCGAAUUAAUGCGUUUGGAUAAAGGAAAAGAAGCUUCAUCACUUUUAAGGCGCAGUAUCGAUGUUACCCAUAAAAUGGCACUGAAUCUAAUUAAGCGAUGUAGGGAGAUUAAUGUUGAUUGUAUUGUAGCACCAUAUGAAGCAGAUUCUCAAUUAGCAUAUUUAAAUUUAAGCGGAAUUGCUCAUAUAGUUAUUACAGAAGACUCAGAUUUGUUGCUGUUUGGUUGCAAACGAGUGUUAUUUAAAAUGGACCUAAAUGGUGCUGGUAUAUUAAUUGAACAAGAAAAAUUACAUCUAUCAAUGAAUAUUCAACCUGAACAGUUUAGUUUAGAUAAAUUUCGUUAUAUGUGUAUAUUAUCAGGCUGUGAUUAUUUACCUUCUAUUCCUGGAAUAGGAUUGAUUAAAGCACGACAAUUCAUUACUAGAACAAGUGAACCUGAUAUCUACAAAGCACUUUCAAGAUUAGGAUCUUUUAUGAAUAUUAAAAUUCCACCUGAAUACCGUGAUCAAUUUAUGGAUGCUGAUCGCAUGUUCCAAUACCAACCUGUAUUCGAUCCAUUAUCUCGUCGAGUAAUACCAUUAAACGAUUUAUCAGACCUUAAUAUACCUGUACUUGUUUCAAAACUAACUAAGGAUCAGGCUUAUCAGCUUGCACUAGGAAAUAUAGAUCCUUUUUCUUUAGAAAUUAUGGAUGAUUGGGAUCCAGAUAUUCAAUUAACUUCUAAUAAAAUUGUGAAAAAGAAAAUUAUUCAAGCUCGCCAUAAAAGUAUUUGGUCAAAAGAUUAUCAACCAUUUAAAUAUAAUUCUGAACAAUGUACUCGUGAAAUUAUUAAGAGUACUUCAACUUUAAGUCCCAAGGUCUCCAAAAAUGUCAAUCAUUCUUCAUCAACUCAUCAAUCAUCAGUAGUAAAAAAACGUCUUCCUGUGACUGAAGAUGAUAUUCUAAAUACUCUUGAUGAAAUUUAUGAAAAUGAAAAAGUCUUGGAAAAAUGUGACAUUAUUACUAAAGAAAAACAUAAGUCUAUAAAAUCAACAUAUUCCAAAGAUUGUAAAAUUACAGAUAAACUGUUUAAUUCAAAAUUAGAUAUAGAUGAAAAUGAAUCGCCUUCAUUUUUAAAACAGUUAUCUAAAAGAAAAUAUACAGUUAUAGAUCCAGAUGUACAAAUAGUUAGUGGGUACUUUUCUCCUCCAACAUCCAAUAUUAGUGAAGUUGUUGAAGAAGAAUCAAUAAAUCCGUUUAAAUGCCGCAAGAUUACCAUUUAUAAAAAUAAAAAUACUAAUGACAAUUUGAAUAUCUCUUUAAAUUCUAGUAAUAUUAAUGAAAACAAUUUACUGCAGUCUCUUAAAAACAAGGAAGUUGAGACAAAAACAUUUGACAAAAAACUGCCUAGUCAAAUGCUAUCAGCCUUUAGUUGGAAAAGUUACUCAAAUAGUAGAGUGGUUACAAAUAAAGAAGAAUACAGUGAGGAACAAAAAUACCAAAACAACUCAAAUGAUUAUACUUCAGUAGAAGAUGAUACUAAAAAACAGGUCAAUCAUGAAAAUGAUAUAGAUGAAGGAUUUGGUAGUCAGAGUACAAAAGAAACAGACAAUUUUUCUGUGGUAACACCGAAACAGGUUAAGCGUUCAUGUCCAAGGACCGGAUUAUCUAAAAGUACUGGGAAAAACAAUCAGACUCUGUUGUCCAAGUUUGGUUUCAAAAGUGGUGAAAAAUUAAAACGUUGAGGACUUUUUCUCAAAUAAUUUCUAUUCACCCUAAGACUGAUGACAAAUAAGCUUGUGUUAUAACAUAAGCUUGCACUAUUCUGUAUAUAUAUAUAUGUUAUUUUCAUUGUUAGGUUUAGAUUAUUUCACAAUUAAUGUUUUUAUAAAGGUUAUCACAAAUAAAACAUUACUCAAAUUAUUGUAUUUUGUUUAUUUGACAAUUUUCUAAACCAUAUCUGUUUAAAGCAAUUGAAUAUUGAAAGCCCUAGCUGAAGCAUAGUCUAUUUUUUCAUGGCAAAAUUGAAGUUUCAAUUUAUAUUUUAUUAUAAAAUAUGACACGUGUCUAAUAAUUAUUUUUAUACAAUGGGUAUAAUUGUAGAACUUGUCCUUCAUUUAAACAAUAAAUUAAUGGUAAAAAAAUUAUAUUUCAAA
This is a messenger RNA of Melanaphis sacchari, 2568 nucleotides long. It is a transcript of the gene tos, whose product is annotated as exonuclease 1. Lineage: Eukaryota; Metazoa; Arthropoda; Insecta; Hemiptera; Aphididae. Gene Ontology annotation, molecular function: DNA binding; 5'-flap endonuclease activity; 5'-3' DNA exonuclease activity. The record is from RefSeq and is a predicted model, not a curated record. The transcript is spliced from 10 exons. Bases 124 to 2157 code for a protein of 677 amino acids.